Halichondria panicea is the source of this 1743-nucleotide messenger RNA. RefSeq names its product ephrin type-A receptor 4-B-like. Lineage: Eukaryota; Metazoa; Porifera; Demospongiae; Suberitida; Halichondriidae. The record is from RefSeq and is a predicted model, not a curated record. The coding region runs from base 64 to 1743 and encodes 559 amino acids. Gene Ontology annotation, biological process: ephrin receptor signaling pathway; protein phosphorylation; axon guidance. Gene Ontology annotation, cellular component: plasma membrane; dendrite. Gene Ontology annotation, molecular function: transmembrane-ephrin receptor activity; protein binding. The transcript is spliced from 5 exons.
GGUGGGUGGGGCUCAAUAGCUGCAAUCUCAGUAUAGCUGCCAGGAGUGCAUGAAUACUGCAUAAUGCAAGAAUUUUCAUUCAACAUCAGAGAUUAUGCUAAGAUGAUAGCUAUAGCCAACCUGCUGAUGAUGAUGGGUAUGCUGACAAUGGUGGCUGGGCAGGCUCCAGGAGAUGAGCAAGAACUGUGUACAGUAUUUCUACCUGACCUAGGAAUAAACAUAGUGGAGGACCCUCCUAAUGGGAGGAUUCUAAUGGACUCCACUCACUAUAACAGGUUGCUUGCACCAAACAGUAAUCCAGUGUGGCAGGCAGUGGACCUUGAUGCCAAUAAUCCCAUUGGGCUCCGUUCAUCAUGGAUAGAACAAGGGGUUAACUGUGAGUCUACCAUAUCUGUUUGCGGUUGGUCAGGUGGGGAUCAGAACAACUGGCUCUUUACUCAGCACAUCAACAGAACUGUGGAUGGAUACCCCCUACAGCAAGUCUCCGUACAGAUCGAAUACCAGCAGUCUACUUGCCCUGAUACUACGGUAGACAACACAAGAUGUAGGAGAAUAUUUGACCUUUGGAAAUAUGAGACAUCUUCAGUGAAUCUUGUGGCUGCCAGGGACACUAGUAAUUAUGUGGCUAUACGAACCUUGACAACUCAGGUCUCUGGAACUAUCACACAAAGUAUUGACAACUUUGGAUUCAAUACCGAUGAAUCUGGGUUCUACCUCGCUAUUAGAGAUCGUGGCACUUGUAUUCUCAUCUCUCGACUGACUGUCUUCUAUAAUGCCUGUCCUGGCGAAACAGUAAACUUGGUGGUGCGCCCUGAAACGAUAGCUCCUAUGGUAGGGUCUGGUAUACAGCUCAGCGUUAAUGCCUCUUGUGUCGAUAACUCCAGUCCUGUAGGUAAUGAUUUCUGGCUUAAGUGUUUGGAUAGCGGUGACUGGGUUGCUGCAGCCUCUAGUAGGUGUGAGUGCAACACUGGGUUUGUUCCCACCAUGGACGGAGAAAAUUGUUUGUCCUGUGACCCUGGGUUCUACGCCAGUGUGGCUAAUACUAUUGCAGAGUGUCUAACAUGCCCUAGCAACAGCAACAGCACAGCCUCAGGCCUGGCAGAGUGUCCCUGUGAUGAUGGUUACUACAGAACACCACAAGAGGUGGACCUUCCAUGCACUCUUCCCCCAUCCCCUCCGCUUAAUGUAAAGGUGGUGGGUACGUCCAGUACCACGAUAACGUUAGCCUGGGAGGAGCCAGUGUCCACUGGUGGUAGGGGGAGAGAUGAACUACGAUACAACCUCUGGAUCAGGACUGCUGGGGAGAUAGACAUCGAACUAUCUAAUACUGUCACCGACACCAUGGGAGUGAUUGGAGGACUAUUUUCAGAUAUUGAGUACACAGUAUUUGUGACAUCAGAGACGGACAUAACAGAUUUUAUCCCCGUGAAAGAGGUUUUCAUUCUGGCCAGAGGAGAUACACUUGUUCAAUCUACUGGUGGGAUUGCAACUGAACUAUUAGUGGGAGUAACUGUGUCUGUUGUGGCUGUAGUGUUUACUGCAAUUGCUGUCAUAAGCGUCGUCAGUAUUGCUUGUGUAUGCUACAAAAAACGCGUGAAGAAGAUAGAGAUUGAACUCCAGGAAUUGCAGAUGGUGCAGGUCAACACAAAUCUCUCCUACGGACAAGCCACUCAGUCAAAUGAUUGCAUUGUGGAAACUGUUUACUCGGACGGACAAUAUGAAAUUGUAAACGACUUUGCUUGA